UCUUAGCAUUUUGACCUAUAGUGUUUACACAAUGAGAAAAGGGACUUUUCAUUUUGGAGGCACUGACUAUUUGUAUGAGAAAAUUAUUUAGUUUUUACUGAUGAGUUGUCUGUUUUGGGAGAGAUAUGACCUUUUGCAGGUUUGCCAUGGAGUUUUGUUGAACCAUAUGGGUUCUUUUGGCAAAUGUAUUUAAAGCUUUGAGAAUGUCCUUUUCCGAGAGAUGAGCCACAGCAAUCUAGAAGGAACUUUUCAUUUUGGGGGCACUGACUAUUUAUAUGAGAAAAUGAUUUGGUUUGGAAGCUUGAGUUAACUGUUUUGGGUGAGAUAUGACCUUUUGAAGGUGAUCUUUGUAGUUGUGCUGAACCAUAUAGGCCAUUUUGCCAAUUGCACUUAGAGCUCUGAGAAUGUCAUUUCUGUUUCGUGAAAUGAGCCAAAGCAAUGGAGAAAAACUGUAACACGUAUCCACUAUGCAUUUCGUUGACUCAAACGCGGGAGGGAGGUGUUGCUCAGUCUACGCUGUGAAACGACGACAAAGAAGAAAAGCCGGCAGCCUCGCAUCGGGCGCGAAGAAGAAGAAACAGCACUUGGAGGAAACAUGGCUGCUGCCGGGUGUGAUCACUACGUCCGCAGCUGCUUAUUGAAAGCCCCCUGUUGUGGUAAACUGUACGUGUGCCGACUGUGCCAUGAUGCAGAGGAAAACCACCAGAUGGAUCGAUUCAAGGUCCGAGAGGUGCAGUGCUCUGGGUGUCUGACUGUGCAGCAGGCGCAGCAGACUUGCCAGCAGUGUCAUGUGCAGUUCGGGGAGUAUUACUGUGACAUUUGCCACUUAUUCGACAAGGAUAAGAAGCAGUACCACUGUCUACCUUGUGGAAUAUGCAGGAUUGGCCCCAGUGAGAAAUAUUUCCAUUGUGACAAGUGCAAUCUGUGUUUAGCUCAGGAUCUACAGGGAAACCACAAGUGUGUUGAAAAUGUGUCAAGACAGAACUGCCCAGUGUGUAUGGAGGAUAUUCACACGUCCAGAAUUGGGGCUCAAGUUCUACCAUGUGGUCAUCUGUUACACAAGACCUGCUUUGAGGCCAUGGUCAGAACAGGAGCGUAUCGCUGCCCUCUGUGUAUGCACUCUGCCUGGGCCAUGGAGGACCACUGGGAACAGAUCGACGUAGAGAUCGCUCAGUCACCGAUGCCCACUGAAUACCAGGGUGCUACUGUCAAAAUUAUUUGUAACGACUGCCAAGCUCACUGCACGGUGCCUUUCCAUGUGCUGGGCAUGAAGUGCACCGGCUGUGGCUCCUACAACACAGCACAGGAGGGAGGACUCAUCCAGCAGCCUCAACCACAACAACAACAGCCAGAGCAGGAGGUUGAGGAUGAGGCAGACACAGACACAGAGCCCGAGCAGCAAGAUCAACCUGAGUAACUCGGGCCACAUUAUCAGUUCAACCAAAAUGACUUUGACUGGUCCCCUUCAUUGAUAUUGAUUGCAACAGGUGGCAGAGCCAACAUUCUGUGAUAAUAUAUACAGCAGUGGCCAAAAGUUGUGAGAAUGACACAAAUAUAUAUGUUCACAAAG
Messenger RNA from Pleuronectes platessa (European plaice), 1570 nucleotides. RefSeq names its product ring finger and CHY zinc finger domain containing 1 (gene rchy1). Gene Ontology annotation, biological process: protein ubiquitination; ubiquitin-dependent protein catabolic process. Lineage: Eukaryota; Metazoa; Chordata; Actinopteri; Pleuronectiformes; Pleuronectidae. The transcript has 9 exons. Gene Ontology annotation, cellular component: nucleus. Gene Ontology annotation, molecular function: zinc ion binding; ubiquitin protein ligase activity. The record is from RefSeq and is a predicted model, not a curated record. Bases 596 to 1417 code for a protein of 273 amino acids.